ACGUCACAACAUAGUAUUUUGCAAAAUAAAUGUCGACAAACCAACACGACUAUCGCUGGUUGUUGAGACGUGAUCGCAGUCAGCAUCGUCGGUUGGGUUCUUUGUGGAAGUUCCUGCUGUUGGCAUCAACGUCGUCGUUCAGGUCGUCCUCCUGUCAGACACGAUCUUUGUGUUCCACGAAUUUAGCUCAGGCAGCCUUUUGGUCUUCCUCGCGCAGAAUCGAGAACAAUCAAAGGAAAUAUUUCCUGACUGCUACUUCGAGCAUGAAUAGCAGUUCUAAUCGCAACACUAUCGUGGGCAUGGUUCCGACAAACACAGUGGCGACGGUGUCCCGGAGAUCGGUGGUCGAAAAUCCUUCAAGUCCUACCAUGAGCCUCCAAAUCCGACGAAGCAGCAGGAUCCGUGGAAUGAAAAGUGAUAAUGGUACAGGAGAACAGGUACGGAGGCAGAGUGUCCGGCUGUUCCAAGGGAAAUCUGUGGACGCUGGAACAAAGCGCAAGCGAAAGCGUGGCAACAACAAUAAGGACGUAUCAUUAUCCCAUGAUGGAAUUAUUCCAGUGGUGCCUUCGGAAAAACGCGUGACGCGAAGCAUUAGUGGGGGUCUAAAGAGCUGUCCCACUAGUGAGAGCACUCCCGAUGCCGGAGUGGACGGAAAACGAGAAACGGCGAAACGAGGCAGAAAGGUGAAAGCUACGACCGUCGCUUCUACACCUAUUCGUGGCACAAACGCUAUCCCAGUAACGCCCGAACCACCGAUCAGUUGUAAUAUCGAUGUUAGCAGCGAGAAAAAUGAUUCGAAAACCAAGACGAUAGCGAAAACGAAAUCAAAAGCAAAAACAAAAACUCCGACGAAAACCGCUGCCGAAACCAAGAAGAAAUCGGGAGGAAAGAAAAAGAAGGCCAAGACCACAACGAAGAAAAAGAAGGCGACCACAGGCACCGCAAUUUGGCAAGCUCCUGCUGGUUGGCGCGAGACGUACACACUGGUCGAAGAAUUGCGGAAGGACAAGACAGCUCCCUGUGACUACAUGGGAGCCGAGGCUUUGGUGAUGCCGAUGCGAGAUGAAACUGAGAAUGGCGACGAAGAUUUGCUCAAAACUCGGCGUUUUCAAACACUGAUUGCACUCAUGUUAUCGAGUCAGACGAAGGAUGCUAUGGUUGGGCAAGCAAUGAAAAACCUUCGAGACACAAGUGAUGGAAGUGGUGGCUUGACCGUAGCCUCGAUCCUCGCGAUGGAUCCGAAAGUAUUAAACUCGAAAAUAUACAGUGUUGGUUUUCGCAAUAACAAAACAAAAUACAUAAAGCAAGUUGCUCAGAUUCUGCAGGAGGAAUACAGUGGUGAUAUACCUUCCACAGCAGAUGAGAUGAUAAAAAACUUACCAGGGAUUGGUCCAAAGAUGGCAUAUAUCAUCGAAAACAUUUGCUGGGAUCGACAAUCUGGAAUCGGAGUCGACACCCACAUGCAACGGUUGUUUCCAAAACUCGGGUGGGUGUCUCCAGACACGAAAACACCCGAACAGACCAGGAAGCAGCUAGAAUCCUGGUUGCCACGUGAAUUUUGGGGUGACGUAAAUUUAUUGUGGGUUGGAUUCGGGCAAGAAGUUCAACAGGAAAGACAAAAAAUAUUAGGAAAAGCAUUGCAAUCCAGUCGUCCACUCGAGGCUCUGCGUUUGCUGAAAGCUGUCGAAUUUGACGUUGGCAAGGAAUGGGAUGUAAUGCUAUCGUCGUCUUUGUCUGCUACAGAAGGUGAAAAAAAAGAGUUGCCGUGGACGGACAACAACGAAAUGGAAAAAAUGAACGCUAUGAUCGAAGGUGCACUUUUGGAAGGAAAGCUUACAAAAUGAUAUUUUUUGUAUAUCAUCAUAGUAAUCAUAAAUAGGAUGAGUUUUUCAUUCCAAGAUCCGAAUAAAAUCUCCAAUAUUUCCAACUCAUGACAAACUGUAAAUAUUAUUGUUGCCGGUAAAUAGAGCUAUUCAUAUUCU
Molecule: messenger RNA, 1982 nt
Organism: Pseudo-nitzschia multistriata
Lineage: Eukaryota; Bacillariophyta; Bacillariophyceae; Bacillariales; Bacillariaceae
Source: the annotation of a GenBank genome assembly